This is a messenger RNA of Phoenix dactylifera (date palm), 971 nucleotides long. RefSeq names its product CBS domain-containing protein CBSX3, mitochondrial-like. NCBI's taxonomy places the organism in Eukaryota, Viridiplantae, Streptophyta, Magnoliopsida, Arecales, Arecaceae. The record is from RefSeq and is a predicted model, not a curated record.
CGCAACCAUCACAACCCCAGAGGAACAGUUCUGUGGCCUUUGCAUCUGCUCUCUGGCUCCCUCUUGCAUCAAAUAAGAGACAGAUUAUUGAUGAUACAUAACAAUUAACACACUACAAAUGGAGUCCUCAUCCUGGAAAAUUUCAGCUGAAAGAGGUAGCAUUUAAUCACCAGUUCCUUCAGCAGAUCGUCAAUCCAGAAAACUGAUUAGAGAUGCAAGGCGUAGCUGAAGCAAUACGUUUCCAUGGGAACCGUCUUAAACUUGCGGUUCUACAGCACAUUAGCAUGAAGGACAAAUAUUUAUGGUCUAACUUAUUUACACGCUUUGAGAGUGCUAUUUCAACUCCUACCUUACCUCAUAGAGGAUUGGAGAAUACAACAAUUGCACAGCUCUUGAAAGCAAAGGGAGAAGAUGAGGCAGGAGCCGUAUACUGGUGUAAUACCACAGACACAGUCUAUGAUGCCGUGAAGAAUAUGACACAACAUAAUAUUGGAGCUUUGGUUGUUGUGAAGCCAGGAGAUGAAAAACUGCUUGCUGGAAUAAUCACUGAAAGAGAUUAUCUCAAUAAGAUCAUUGUGCAAGGAAGAUCUUCCAAAGCCACAAGAGUUGGAGAAAUCAUGACUGAAGAGAACAAGCUCAUUGCAGUGUCUUCUGAUGCAAAUAUUCUUCAAGCAAUGCAGCUAAUGACAGAUAAACAUAUACGACAUGUCCCGGUGAUAGAUCAUAAGGUAGUUGGCAUGAUUUCCAUUGUAGAUGUUGUCCGAGCAGUACUAGAACAACAACAUCAGGAAGUGAAGCGUUUGAAUGAAUUUAUUAGAGGGGAUUACUAUUGAAUGUCAGCAAUGAACUACCAGCGAUAGUUCAUAUAUGAAGGCCUUUGAGGUGGACAAUCAUGAUGUUUAAAGCUAUAUUAUGUUCUUGUGGAUCUAUCUUGAAGGUCAAUAGAUGGUUAGUUAAACUUUCAUUGCCAA